AUCCAGGCGAUUCCAGCGGAGGAGUAAAGAUGGCUGACAACGGCGGCGCAGAUCCUGUGAAUAACAACAAUAAUACAACUGUUGCUUCCGAAGGAACUAUUAUUAAGGUUACAGUCAAAACCCCGAAAGAUAAGGAAGAAAUCGCGAUCUCAGAAGAUGCAUCUGUCACCCAGUUUAAGGAAGAGAUAUCGCGGCGGUUCAAAGCGAAACAGGACCAGUUGGUUCUCAUUUUUGCAGGGAAGAUCUUAAAGGAUGGCGACUCACUUAACCAACACGGGAUCAAGGAUGGCUUGACUGUCCACUUGGUCAUCAAGACAGCACAGAAGGCAACAGAUGGUGCAAGUUCACAGGCGUCCUCCUCAAACUCCACCCAGGCAGGAGGUGGCAGUGCCUCCAGCCCCAGUCCAGCCUCCCAUCCCUCCUCCACAGGAGGCACCCCUGGAGGCCCAGCCUCAGCCCCAACACAGACCCCCAACAUCCUGACUGGCUUUGGAGACCUGUCCAGCCUGGGAGGCCUGGGCAUGGGCUCUGCUAACUUCAUGGAGCUACAGCAACAGAUGCAGAGGCAGCUCAUGUCCAACCCAGAGAUGCUGUCUCAGAUCAUGGAGAACCCUCUGGUGCAGAACAUGAUGUCCAACCCUGACCUGAUGAGGCAGAUGAUCGUGGCCAACCCCCAGAUGCAGCAGCUGAUGGAGCGUAACCCUGAGAUCUCCCACAUGCUCAACAACCCAGAGCUCAUGAGACAGACCAUGGAGCUGGCCCGAAACCCUGCCAUGAUGCAGGAAAUGAUGCGUAACCAGGACCGAGCGCUUAGCAACCUGGAGAGCAUCCCUGGGGGCUACAACGCCCUAAGAAGGAUGUACACGGACAUCCAGGAACCCAUGUUCAGCGCAGCCAGAGAACAGUUUGGCAACAACCCCUUCUCAGCCCUGGGGGGCAACUCGGACGGUUCGGGCGUGCAGCCGUCCAGGACUGAGAACCGCGAGCCCCUGCCUAACCCCUGGGGCCCCCCCAACGCCGCCAACCCCUCGGAGAGCGGGGGGGGCACCACGGGAGGCCCAGGCGCCACCACCACCGCCGCCGGUGGCACCACCCCGUCCGUGUCGAACCCUCUGGGGAUCAACGCAGCCAGCCUGGGAAACGGGAUGUUCAACAGUCCCGGCAUGCAGAGCCUAAUGCAGCAGAUCUCGGAGAACCCCCAGCUGAUGCAGAACAUGCUGUCUGCUCCGUACAUGCGCAGCAUGAUGCAGUCCCUGUCUCAGAAUCCUGACGUGGCUUCCCAGGUACUGAUGAAUAAUCCCCUGUUUGCUGGAAACCCACAGUUGCAGGAACAGUUCAGACACCAGCUGCCAGUGUUUUUGCAGCAGAUGCAGAACCCAGAGUCCCUGUCGGUGAUGACCAACCCCCGAGCCAUGCAGGCGCUCAUGCAGAUCCAGCAGGGCCUGCAGACGCUGCAGACAGAGGCACCAGGACUCAUGCCCGGCUUGGCGCCAGGUGGGAUCCCCGGCAUGCCCUCGACCCCCCUCCCCACGACCCCUCUGCCCACCGGAGGGGGCGUGGUCCCGGAGAACCCCGCCUCUUCGCCGGGCGGCGGGGCUAGCCCCUCCCAGCAGCAACUGAUGCAGCAGAUGCUCCAAAUGUUUGCCGGAGCCGGAGGAAGUGCACCGACCCAGACCCCAGAGGUGAGGUUCCAGCAGCAGCUGGAUCAGCUGAGCGCCAUGGGCUUCAUCAACCGCGAGGCCAACCUGCAGGCGCUCAUCGCCACCGGAGGAGACAUUAACGCUGCCAUCGAGAGACUGCUGGGCUCACAGCCCUCAUAAAGACACACGCACACCCACGCACACACGUAACACAUACAUCCACCUUAGUGGGCAAGUUGGGGGGGGGGGGAGGGGAAGGGCCAACAUUACAUACACAUGCACGCUCACACACAAGCACACAUGAUAUCUCCAGAGAACCAAGAGAAAUUAAUCGAAUCCCAAACCCACUCGAGGCAAGACCUGGGCAGGAUAUGUAACAACCUAACUCCACCGCUUCUUGUCAAGUCAUUCCCCUUAACAAAACAGCAGCAGCUCCCCCAUCACUUCAUGUUGGCGUCAUCCAGAGAGAGCUCUCCCCAGGCCAUUGCAGCAGAGCCGGACUAAACCACUCCUCCUGAGGGGUGGCCCGAUGCAGAGAUCCUGACAAAAGGCACAGUUUUGCCUCCCGACCCUCAUCCAGCAUUGAGAUUCCUAACAGUUGAUUUGCUUUUCCUCUUCCUCCGAUAAAGCGUGGGUUUAUCAAAUAGGACGGCACGUUGCAGACAGACAUAUAGAGUAGCAAUGACUCGGCUCCAUUACUUAAUGCUUGGACAUGAUUCCCUUCUAUACAUUGUAUUUCUAUGAAGUUGGGGAUGUUCCUUCCUGUUGAAUAGAUGCAAUGGUGAGCUGAUGAAGGAGGCGGAGGAGAGGAGGACUAAAUCAAGAGUGAAAACUCAAAUCGCUCCAGCGUACUACCCCCGCUCCCCUCCCUCCCCCUCCUUCCAGAGUCGAGCUAGAGACGCUAGCUGCUCCUCUAUUUAUUGCAAGCGCUUGAGAAGAAGUCCACCCUCCUCCCACCACAGUUGUGAUUUGUCAUUCCAGAUAACGGUGUAUUCUUUUCAGCCACUACUGCUGUUCCUUCUGUCUCCUCCGGCCCUUUAAGACCUUUGGCAUCCUUCUCCUUGGUUCAAUUGCAAUCCAAUUAUAAAUACACGGUUGGGUGUCAGCAGUGACUUCACACAAACGCAUGCGGCCUGAGAUGUUUUGUGGCCACGUCACCAUCGAAUCAGUUGUCAUCAAGUGGUCGAUCCGAGACAGAAGACAGUCUUUCCUUUCAUUUUAAUCGGGUUAUUCAUAAUGUAUUUUAAUUUGAGGUGCAAAGUAGUACCUAGAGGUGAUCUUGUUUUGGUCUCAUUCAAAAUCUCCUGGGAAUGAAUGCAUUGAAUAUUAUGGAAAUGCUUUACUAUGUUCCCUGUAUGGCUGGCACACAACCAUACCCUCUGUUGUAAAUGAAGUUCUAGGUAAUACUUUCUUGGAGAAUCUCAGCAUCGUAGUUGUGGUAACCUUGGCAAUGGCUUCCAUAGCUGUGCUUUGUCUGUUGGCCUCAGCUGAAAACAUCCAUUUCCCGAUUCAACAUGUUGGAAACUAACUUUUAACAGUACUGUACUAAAAUAAUAAAGUUGGUCAAGAAGA
Molecule: messenger RNA, 3212 nt
Organism: Hypomesus transpacificus
Lineage: Eukaryota; Metazoa; Chordata; Actinopteri; Osmeriformes; Osmeridae
Product: ubiquilin-4-like
Exons: 11
Coding region: 30-1820 (596 amino acids)
Biological process (GO): ubiquitin-dependent protein catabolic process
Cellular component (GO): cytosol
Molecular function (GO): polyubiquitin modification-dependent protein binding
Source: RefSeq, a predicted model, not a curated record